Molecule: messenger RNA, 3868 nt
Organism: Austrofundulus limnaeus
Lineage: Eukaryota; Metazoa; Chordata; Actinopteri; Cyprinodontiformes; Rivulidae
Product: glucosidase 2 subunit beta
Exons: 15
Coding region: 82-1449 (455 amino acids)
Biological process (GO): liver development; N-glycan processing
Cellular component (GO): glucosidase II complex
Molecular function (GO): calcium ion binding; protein binding
Source: RefSeq, a predicted model, not a curated record
GUGGUAUCAUGAGUUUGAACCAUCCUCGAGCGGGAUUUUAACGAAGCUGUAGUCUGACAGUUCACGAUUCUGUCUUCGGAGAUGUAUYUCUACAUUAUUACAGCAGCUUUCCUCUGCUCCGGGUUUGUAGAGUCGCGAAAAGUGAGAGGAAUAUCCUCGUCCUAUAAACGAUUCUACAAGGAGAGAAAGUCCUUUUUGUGCAUCGACGGGUCCAAAAUGAUUCCAUUCGAGCAGGUGAACGAUGACUACUGCGACUGCGCAGACGGCUCUGAUGAACCAGGCACGUCGGCCUGUCCUCGUGGCCGGUUCUACUGCACCAACCUGGGUUUCCGCCCGCACUACAUCCCCUCAUCACGAGUUAACGAUGGCAUCUGUGAUUGCUGCGACGCCUCUGAUGAAUACAACAGCCACACUCGCUGCCAGAACUCGUGCUGGAAUCUGGGGCAGAAAGAGAGGGCGUACGUGGAGGGGCAGAUGAGAACCUUGGACGAGGGUUUGCGACUCAAGCAGCAGCUGAUUGAGGAGGGAGUGCUGCUCUGGAGGGAGAAGCAGGCUCAGCUCAGAGAGCUCCAGCAGGCUGCUGAGGAUCUGCAGAUCAAGUUAGAAGAACACAGGAGGAGGAAACAUGAYGCCGACCGAUUCAAAGAACAAACAAUAAAGUCGCUGGAAGUUGGAAUUAAUGGUUUUAGACCUCAGAAUACAUCUGUAAUCAGCCUUUUCCAAUUCCUGGACAGCAAUAAAGAUGGCAGUAUAUCGGUGGAUGAAGUCAAGGCUAAAGUGGUGCUUGUUCAUGAUGAGAAGCGGGUUCUUUCUGAGGAUGAAGCGCUGGUUUUGUUGGGGGGUGGCCAUGAAAUGGAUCUGACAAAAUUUCGACACACAUUCUGGGAAAUCCUGACACGAGGCGACAAUGUCAAGAUCAAAGACGCUGCCCCAGGUGGUCCUACGAGUAAAGAUCUGUACUUAAAGGAAGCCGACAGAGCUGCCGAGUGGGAGGCGACCAAUCUGAAGAAGGUGGAAGAAGCCUACGAGACAAUCAACUUGGAAAUAAGUGAUCUGCAAAAGAAGCUGGACAUAGAUUAUGGAACUGAUUGGGAGUUUCUGUUUUUGAGCGGCCAGUGCUACAAGCUACAAGUCUAUGAGUACAACUAUAMGCUGUGCCCGUUCAAUCAUGUCACACAGAAGAGCACAACAGGAACAGAGGUCUCAUUAGGGGUGUGGGGGAUGUGGGCAGGACCACCGAAGAACCACUACAGUCAGAUGGUGUAUGAGAAUGGAGAGCCAUGCUGGCAGGGAGGUUCACGCUCUGCUACAGUCACGCUGACAUGUGGAACAGAGACAGGCCUGCGAUCAGCGAGGGAGCCCAGCAAAUGUCAGUACAUCCUGGACUUUCAGACUCCUGUGGCCUGUCAGCCAGUGCUGAAGCAGAGGGGUGUGCACAGUGAACUGUGACCCCCACGCCUUACCGCCUCAGCCUAGAAUAACUCGGACCCCUGCCCCCGUCGGCUCGCCCACAGUGACAGGCUGGGGGUCCUGAGGGUCCGUGUUGUCAGAACGCAUAUUCUUCUCAGCCAGUUUGACUGAGGUCAGAACGGGUUUUUCAGUGACACCACUUUAGUUUUUGUGUCACUUUACUUCUGUUACAAACAGGAUGAACUGAGAUCCUCAGAUCUCUGCGUUAUUUUCAUCACAUCAGAGCAGAAAGACUCAGAUAGAGAAGGAGAAACCAGGUGAGUCGGAGCUGUGCUUCCAACUGUUCAGCUUCUAAUCYACAAAACAGCAGCAGAAACGUCUGCUUCAAGCUACAYUGCAGAAACUGUCCAUCUAACUGUUUUACAAUCUGUCUGAUACACUGAGCAAGAGCAGAAUGUGGUGGAUUAUUAAUCCUGCUAAUCUGGAAAUGUUCUUGUUUUAAGAAGUCUUACUGCACUGGCAGAUUGUAUGAGCGCUAUGAAGGUUUUACAUAAAGUUCAUGUAUUUAUUUUUUUGGCACGAGCACUGUUCCGCAAUUUUUGAGCUAUUUCAACGAAUCCUGUAUGAAAACUCUCAGCUCCUUCAGGCUGUGGCUUUUAGUAUUUCAGCCAUUUAUACUGAGAUAUUCAGACUUUYCUAUUUUUCUUCUUGAAAAUGAAUGGAGCUGUCCACAUCUUUAACAUAGUCAAACCAUUCCUGCGUUAACGUCUUUGUGCUAAUUUUAGCUUAUUUUAGAUUUUCUUUUUUUUUUUUGGUCUUUUCAGAUAUUCUGAUAAUAUAAUUUUUGUGCUUCUUUCUGCUGAUUUAAGCCUUUUUUUUACUUCUUUCUUUCAGCUGUAGGUACUUUUAGCUUUCUCAAAGAUAAAUUCAUCUUUUUGUGAUAGUUUGAGCUGAUUUGUGCAAGAUAGGGCUUUUUUUUUACAACAAAUUGCAAAAUUUUAUUUUUUCUCCCCUGGCAAAAUUUUUUUUUCAGUAUUUAGCAUUUCCACUACAUUUGCACAGAAAAUGCAUAUUCUUUAGUUUCACUUAAUUUGAGAAUUUUCAGACUAUAAUCUAGUGUCAACUUAUUUUAGAUGGCUAAUUUUUGCAGUGUAGCAAAGACUAACUAGAUUAAAAGCAAAAAAAAACGUUGCCAAAAAAAGCUGUAUGGUGUGUAUUGACAUGUUUCUUGUCACAAUUGUAGAGAAAAAGACAAACAAAAUUUUUAUUUUGUUUCUGGAAACCAUCCCAGGUCCCCAAACUUGGUUUUGGCCUCCAGGGUAGGGUCCUGACCCCCRAUAUUUGGGACCCACUGGAGAGCCUUCUGACAGAUUGUUCCCAAAGUUGAGGUUGGGACAYCCUCGUGGACCACAAAACACCAAGUUUAGGGUCUUCAGAUGAGCUCCAGUAAAGAAGUUAGCAAUGAAAUAGUUACUAUUAGCAAAUAGUGCUAAUGGAAUGCUAAUAGUACAUUUUUGCCAACAUUAUCACAACAGCUUUAACAGUUGUCAUUAGUCGGUAACAGUAGAAAUACAAUCAUUGGAAGCUGAAACAUUUGGGAAUCUCCAGUUUAGACCAAAGGUUUCAGCUUUCUGCUCUGAAAAUAAAAGUUUUCAUCCUCGACUCUCUGCUGCUGUUUGAACUUUACAAUCAGACUCUUCAGUGAUCGAAGAUCCCAGACGUUGGGAACCACAGAGCUAGCUGAUGCUCUUAAAUAACUGCCUGUUUUGCACCAAGAAAACCAUCCUUCAGCUAGAUGGUAGUGUUUUAUUAAAGGCCUCAUUAAAGGGAGAGUUCAGGUAUUUUAACGUGGGUUUUGUAGAAAUAAUAAAAUCCUGAUCUGCAUUCGCUCACAUCGUGUUUCUGCCCUUCUGAUGAUGUUCAAGAGCGUUGUGUUUGCACAACUUAUUUUUGUAACGUUGUCUAGCGUAUCUGACCAACGCCAGCGAGGAUAAAUCUGGAUGUAAACUUUACUUGUCAUGACAGCCACCUGCCACUCAUAACUGUCAUGCUCCUAAUGUUCACAUGAAAUAUGAGUGUUCRUUUGUGCUGGAAACUAACGUACAGAACCAAAAAAAAGUACUUUUCUUCCUAAAUAAAUCCAGUGUUCUGAUUGGUUAUUUACAAAGUGCUGAUUAAACUCCACCCUCUUUUUUUUACAUCAGCUCUCCUAAAAUUGAAAAGUUUUUUUACAAACACAGAUUUGUUCAUUUUCCAAUUAUAGAGUGGAGUAAAAAUCGGACUUGUAGUUUAAAUAUUUAUAGUUUUCAUAAAGAGAAGUUGCUCGAAGGCCAGACAAAGUAUUAAAGGGAGUAACACAAUAACAGCUUCGUAGAAGAAAUGUCUGUUUAGUAUUGCAUCAUUUUUACAGUGUUUAAAAUGAACAGACUAAUAAAUAAAACAUUGCUGUUUAAAUUCA